Messenger RNA from Owenia fusiformis, 696 nucleotides. NCBI's taxonomy places the organism in Eukaryota, Metazoa, Annelida, Polychaeta, Sabellida, Oweniidae. The record is from the annotation of a GenBank genome assembly.
AAGAACUAAUUAUGCUCAGAUUCAUAAAGGACCAUUAUCCGGUGGUAGGUUUUAUAUAGUUAGAAACUGAUGACAUUUUGGACUGGGAGCUGAUGGUGUUUGAGUUACCUGAGGAGAGAAUUAAUGUGUAUAUACAAGAUUGAAACAUGGGUUACUGCAUUUCACUGUGUGGCAUAUUGGAUUGAAUUGGCAAAUAAAUGCAGUUUCAAGAAUCCCUAUUUGGAUAAUGUGCUAGCUGCUCUAAAGGAUGUUUAUCUGUUUUACAAAACAUCCUGAGAUUGACCAGACAAUGGCUCAUCCAAUCAAGGCUUACCCAGCUCAGGCCCCUAUACGGAAAUUCAAAGUUUCCUGGAAAGUAGACAGACCAUGGCUCCAGUAUGACCCGCCUAUGAAUGUUAUGAAAUGCACCUAUUGCAUAAAAUUUGAGGCUCAAAUCAAGAAAUUGCUCAAGACAAAAAGAUUUAUUAAAGGGUGCAAAACAAUGAAAUUAGAAUCUCUUCAAUGCCAUGAGAAGAGCAAAGCUCAUAAAAGUGCAGAACAGAUGCAGAUUAAAUUAUUGUCAGAAAUCCAGUGAUUGUGAUAGUAUUUUGAAAUAUUUGAAUCCUUGUUUCUAUUCAGAACAUCCUGAGAUUGACCAGACAAAGGCUCAACCACCCAAGGGUUCCGCAGGGAAGAAUCGGACAUUCCAAAAUUACU